AUCCAAUAUCUAUCCAACUUUAAUAUUAUUCUAAAAGUGCCUUACAACUUUCAACUGUGAACUUUCAACUCACAACAAAACAAAAAGCUAAAACCAGCAAAUUGAAUCGCAUUCACAUCACUGUCACUACCACCAUCGUCAUCAUCAACCACAACAACUACAACAAAGCAAACUGCUUCUCUACGCUCUUCCACCCCCCUUUCUUCACUUCUUUCUCUCGCAACUUCCAGAUUCAAGGUAAGUAAACUUCCAAGCAUAUAUGUUUGGGAGACCAUAAGUUCUCUUCGAUUCACAAGUUUGACAAUGACGAGUUUAGACAUAGCAAUUGAUGUGCCUUGAGUACUUCUGGUGAAGAAUAAUAGUACCUUGUUUUUCAUGUCUGGUAAAACAAGAUCCUUGUUUGGCAAAACUUUUGAUCUUUAGUAAAGUAGAAACACAAAACGGAUACAUAAGAGGUGAACGAAUAAAAUGGAAACUACAAGGCGGUGGUUUAGUAAGUUCAAGGGAAAUGAUAAAAUGAAGUCUGCAAAAGAAACUACAGGCGUGACCAAAGAAGGGCCAAAGCCCCCAACAAAUGAAGAACCACCUUCAAAUGUAACCAAACAGAAGGUUGAAGCUGCAAAGCAGUACAUAGAAAAUCAUUACAAGAAGCAGAUGCAAAGCCUGCAGGAGAGGAAGGAAAGACGUAAUAUGCUAGAAAAGAAGUUGGCAGAUGCUGAAGUGUCUGAGGAAGAGCAGCACAACUUGCUUCAGUAUUUGGAGAAAAAGGAGAGGGAGUACAUGCGGCUUCAGAGACAUAAGAUGGGGGCUGAUGACUUUGAGCCGCUGACUAUGAUUGGAAAGGGUGCAUUUGGAGAGGUUAGAGUCUGCCGGGAGAAGGCUACUGGUCAUGUAUAUGCUAUGAAGAAGCUUAAGAAAUCUGAGAUGCUUCGUCGUGGCCAGGUUGAACAUGUCAAAGCUGAGAGAAACCUGCUUGCUGAAGUUGACAGCAAUUGCAUUGUUAAACUUUAUUGUUCCUUUCAAGAUGAGGAAUAUUUAUAUCUGAUAAUGGAGUAUCUACCUGGUGGAGAUAUGAUGACAUUGCUGAUGCGGAAGGAUAUACUGACAGAAGAUGAAGCCAGAUUCUAUGUUGGGGAGACUGUCCUAGCCAUAGAGUCAAUUCAUAAGCAUAAUUAUAUUCAUAGAGAUAUCAAGCCUGACAACUUGCUGCUAGAUAGAAAUGGUCACAUGAAGUUAUCAGAUUUUGGAUUAUGUAAACCACUAGACUGCAGUAAUCUUCAAGAAAAGGACUUUUCUGUUGGAAAUAACCGAAGUGGAGCCCUCCAAAGUGAUGGACGUCCAGUGGCUCCUAAACGAACUCAACAGGAACAACUGCAGCAUUGGCAGAAAAAUCGACGAAUGCUUGCCUAUUCUACUGUUGGAACACCUGAUUAUAUUGCUCCAGAAGUUCUGCUGAAGAAAGGAUAUGGCGUGGAAUGUGAUUGGUGGUCUCUAGGAGCUAUAAUGUAUGAAAUGCUUGUGGGGUAUCCACCCUUUUACUCAGAUGAACCAAUGUUGACUUGUAGAAAGAUAGUAAAUUGGAGAACUAAUUUGAAAUUUCCAGAAGAAGCUAAACUUUCAGUAGAGGCAAAAGAUCUUAUUUGUAGACUCCUGUGUAAUGUAGAGCAGAGGCUUGGAACCAAAGGAGCCUAUGAAAUAAAGGCCCAUCCAUGGUUCAAAGGCAUCGAAUGGGACAAACUGUACAAAAUGAAAGCUGCUUUCAUACCUGAGGUCAAUGAUGAAUUAGAUACUCAAAACUUUGAGAAGUUUGAAGAGGUAGACAAGCAAACUGUAGCUUGCUCAAAAGCAGGGCCCUGGAGAAAGAUGCUGCCAUCUAAAGAUGUUAACUUCGUUGGGUACACAUACAAGAAUUUGGAAAUCGUAAAUGAUCAUGAAAUACCAGGAAUUGCUGAAUUGAAGAAGAAGAGCACAAAACCUAAAAGACCAUCUAUUAAGGCCCUAUUUGAGGAUGAAUCAGCUGUGGCUGCGAAUCAACCUGUCAGAGGAAGCUUCUUAAACCUGUUACCUCCUCAAAUGGAAGUUCCUGAAAAAAGUGAAUCACAAUGAUCUAUACCAAUAUUUUUUACAGGAUAUGUUGAAGACCAUGGACACAAACAAAUGUGGAUGUCUACUGAUUGUUCAUUUUCUCACAUUCUUUUGUUAGAUUGGAGUUGAUAGAUUUGGAAGCCAGCAGAUCCUGAAAUCUCUGGUUUUGGAUGGCUGAUUUUUUUGGCUGACUGGGAUAUUAUUUGCGUAGAAAAAUGUUAUAAGGUGUAUAUUCCUCAAUUCACCUUCUAUCAAACUUCAAUAUGUUAAAUAUCAUAGUUUCUUUUCCCUGUAAUUAAGUUACUGUUGAAGUUGAAUUUCUGACAAAGAUGUGCAAUUCACACAUUUUUGUACAAUUUAUAGAUUUUGAUUGGUUUGUAGGUUAACAAUUUCUGUUAUCUGACAUUAGGGUCCAAACUAUACUGCGGAAAUCAUGCCUUAUGUUAGAAUAAUUAGCUUGUGUGUUUGUCA
Messenger RNA from Vigna radiata var. radiata (mung bean), 2556 nucleotides. RefSeq names its product serine/threonine-protein kinase tricorner. Gene Ontology annotation, biological process: peptidyl-serine phosphorylation; intracellular signal transduction. The transcript is spliced from 15 exons. The record is from RefSeq and is a predicted model, not a curated record. Gene Ontology annotation, molecular function: protein serine/threonine kinase activity; ATP binding. Bases 469 to 2106 code for a protein of 545 amino acids. Lineage: Eukaryota; Viridiplantae; Streptophyta; Magnoliopsida; Fabales; Fabaceae.